This is a messenger RNA of Macrosiphum euphorbiae (potato aphid), 354 nucleotides long. Lineage: Eukaryota; Metazoa; Arthropoda; Insecta; Hemiptera; Aphididae. The record is from the annotation of a GenBank genome assembly.
AUGGUUUUCGUUUUUGCGACGCGGAGGAGAAACGGAGGCGUGGCUCACGCGGUCGUCGUGCGCACGGUCCGCGCGGUGGCUGGGACCGUGCCGGGACGCGGCGGCGGUGGUGGUAGCAGCCGUGGAGGGCGGCGGGUAGAGCCGACAGCUACGACGACCGCGACGGUGCACUGCGCUGCACUAGCACUACUCGACGACGACGACGACCGCCGCCGCCACUACACACCACCGGCGACCGGCAGUUCACAGCGGACCGUACCUCACGACGCACUGCUGCGGCUGUCGAUCAUUGCACUCUAUCAUCGCCACUACCACCACCACUACUACUACUACUCUACUAUUAUUACCACCUGA